This is a messenger RNA of Melopsittacus undulatus (budgerigar), 3607 nucleotides long. RefSeq names its product transmembrane protein 81 (gene TMEM81). Lineage: Eukaryota; Metazoa; Chordata; Aves; Psittaciformes; Psittaculidae. The transcript is spliced from 2 exons. The record is from RefSeq and is a predicted model, not a curated record. The coding region runs from base 684 to 1577 and encodes 297 amino acids.
GGCCGCAUUCUGCCCCAGGGCUGUGACAUCAGCACUGUUCCCUUGGGAACGGGGAGAUGGGGCUGCACUGAGCCCUGCACAGCCAGGAUAAAAUAUUGCUGAGGUUGGCUUCUGUUUUCAGUGCCAUAAAAUAGCCGGAGGUUGCAAUGAUGGUUUUGUGUCUUGGUCACUUGGGGAGUACUUUAGGGUUUGGGAUAUGUGUAUAUAAUCCAGAACUAUGCAGGUGCUGCGUAAGGAUUCAGGUUUUCCUCAUGCCCCAACAGCAUUUUACAUGCUCCAGGAGUGAUUAUUUGUAUGGCAUUAUAGAUUGGUAGGAAAGUUAAAUUGGAACAAUACUUCUUUACAGUGGGAAUAGACUCAUAGAAUGUUUGGGUUGGAAGGGACCUUCAGGAUCAUCUAAAAUAGUCUCUAAAAGUCUUGCAGAGAAGGGAGGAUUUCAUCUUUAAGUUGUCAGCUAUAUCCAAAUGGCUGGAAUGUGGUGGAUUAAAACAUCCUGCUGCCCUGUUCCCACAAUGGGGACUCAGGAUUCGCAUUCUGACCAAUGCAGUAAUGUGUUGCAUCUCUUUUAGCAGUGUUAUACUUCAAGCCCGUCUUGUUGGAGGAUUUUCCCUAACGGAAGGGUUAGGUCUUGAAGGUGAUGCUGGUGGCGUUUCAGAACUAGCAAGUUCGAAGAUGUCUGACAAAUGACUGUGGUGACCCCUCCGAUUGAUAACCCCAACAUGGAGCCCCUGGGGAGCAGCCACAGCCUUGGGCUGCUCCUUUGUGCUUUCUUUGUGUCUUCGGAGGCUUCCUUUGCAGGCGUUACCAUCCCCGCAGAGCUGAGGUCCGUCGUGGCCCCGGUCGUGGUGAACUCCACGCUGUGCAGCGUCACCUGCGGGCUGGGCUUCAGGCUGGAGGCGCUGUGCGAGCUCGCCCCUGGCGGCGAGAGGCGGAACUGCAGCGUGCGCCGCACUGCCUGCCUCACCAGCUGGGUCUGUGGCUUGCUCCACUUCACCCUCCCCGUGGGCCAGCCCUUCCAGCUGAGCUGCCUGACCUCAGACAGCAUGGGCAACGGGAGCCAAGCCUACAGCUAUACAUGGAGGUUUGCCCCAGGCCUCAUCACCACGAAGGACGUCCUGUUCAGACCUUUCAGAAACUCCAGGCCUGUUGUCAGGUUUUCCCCUAUCAAGGAGUCGGAUGCAGGGACUUACCGAUGUGAAGUGCAGGUGGUAAAGACAUUCAAAGUGGUCAAGAGGGUCUACUUUGCAAUCAGAGUGAUCCACAAGGACCUGGUGGAUCUGAACUUCCAGAAAUUCCUGACUUGGGAACAGAAGUUAGCAGCAAGCAAAGUGGAAGAGAACCUAGAAACUGGCGUCUAUGAAGUGCAAGAAGAGGAGCCCUUUUGGAAAGGAGAACUGUUUUAUCAGUGCUUGUUCCAUAGGGUGUCCCUGCCAGCGCCAGAACCAAAGAAGAGCAACAUGAAAAUCACAACCCAUAUGGCAGCCCAGCCCCAGCCGGGGCUCUGGGCAGAUAACGUGCAUUUCCCAUUGAGCAUCUCACACCAUCUCUGCUGCGACAGAGGGACCAGAUGGGCCUGAAGAGGUGCAGAUGAAGGAGAUCUGACGUGUGCCUCCUGCAAACCUGUGCACAGAGACUGGAGCUGGGAGCCCUGGAUGCCCUCCAUGUCCCUGCAGUGAGGACGUGCUGCUUCCCCUCUGUCUCUGCAAACUUUGGCUGGUUGGUUCCUGUGAAAACCUCUCCAGGACCCUGCCUCCCUGCAGAUCCCCUCCAUCCCCGAGUCUGCAGCAUCAUCAGCUCUCAAUGACUCAAACCUGCUGCUUGCUGGGGUGCAAACCGGUGCUGCUGGUAGCAAUUCUGUUCAACUAAUGGGAUUAGCUUGAGGCUUCCUUUGUAGUGUUCAGACACAGAUUUGGUUCUGGGUAUGGCUCAGGCAUAGGCACAGGAGGAACAUAAGAACCUGCCUUCUCCUGCCCUGUGUCACCUUUGGCGUGGUGAUGUUUCACUGGAACCAGCUAUCCACAGCAUCUCACUGUGCGUCUCAGAUGUGGGACAAGUGCUGGCAGACCCCCUUCCACACAGGCUGUAUGGAAAUGGGUUGCAGAUAAGGAAGAACAAAGCCUGGAAAUCCCUCACUGCAGGAGCAGCUGUUGGGAUAACAAUCACCAGGAAGCCUGCUCCCUCCCUGCACCCUGUCUCUUAGCAGGGAUGCAGCCACCUCAAGGCAGAGGGCUUCCAGCACAGUUCCCCUCUGCCUCUGGAGUGAGCUUAGCGAGCUCCAGGAUGCUUCCAUGCUUUGUAUUUGAAUGAAUAACUGUCUUCAAACUGCCAUGCCAGCCAGCAAUCUGCUUCCUUCCCCACAGCACUCAGCAUGCUCACCAGUUAAAUUAAGUGACUCCAGCCAGUGUGAUGUUUUAUGCAAGAGCAGCUUCCAGCAGGGAACGGCCAGCUCAGCACUGCUGGGCUCAGGGGAAGCAGCCCUUUACCUGUAGCUCCUGGGGUUCAGCUCAUGUUCCGGCUGCUCUUGCAUGUGGAGAUGAGGGCGGGAUGGGAGAUAAUUGGCUCCAUGGGCUUGGAGCAGCUGCUCCUUGUGUCCGAGCAUCAGGCAAUUACCAGGCCUCGGUGCCGGCAGCAGGAUGUGCUGCUGCUGCAAGGGAACCCGAUGGUGCCACUGUCACACAGGGGACAGCAGCUGUAGCCUGUGUCUGAUGCUUUGGGAGAAGGGAAAAGCAGUGUCUUCAGUGUCUCAUUCCCUCCCCAUCAGUGUGGGUGCCACUUCCCUUCUAGACCAGGUCUGUUCCCAAAGGAGAAGCGUGUGUAAGUAUUGCUCUCAGCAAUGGCUGUGCUGAGCAGGUCUGAAGGAAAUAGCUGCUGACCAGCCAGUGGAGUAAUAAUGAGUUAAUAGAGAAAUAAUAAGAAAGGAGGGUGUUAAUUGUGUUCUGAUAGGUGGUACUGAAUGGAUUAAGGUUUAAACCCCUUUAAUUUUGAGAUUUGUAGCAUAUGGAAAAUAAUUUCUGUGUCUUUACAAUUAACACUCACAUGCUGCUUCUAAUGGGAUGCUCUUUCCAGAUCAAGCCACAUUACAUUAACAGUCCCCUCUGAUUCCACCCAGAGUCUGCACCCCCUUGUUACCUGCUGCUGUCCCCUUCUCCCUGCCAAGGUUAUGGACUACAACUGUCAGGCAUUGAUUUUCUCUAAUGUAAUCAAUGCCAGGAGUUUAGGUGAGGUUUUAGCUGCAGUUCCAAGGUGUCUGCUUGAUGGCGAGGGUGAAAUGCCUGGAUUUCAGUCAUUAAGCAGAGCACCAGUUAAAGUCAUCACUCCACAGUUACCAGAUGAGGACAUGGCUGCAACCAGGAACUAAGAGCAAAGCAGAGGGGUAAAUCUCAGCUCCUGUGAGGUGAGCACUGUCAUUCUUACUGUUACCAAAACCUUGGGCUCUGUCAUUUGGGUAGUGGGGAGAAGACAAACACAAGCUAAAGGUCCUUAAACCUGCAAGCCAGAUCUGCAGGAAGCAGUGACCUUGCCUUAUGCAGCCCUACUUUGUGUGUUAAAAUCCAGCGAGGAGAGCAGGAAGGAUGGUAAAUACACUGCUGUGCCUCUCUAGAACAUU